Notolabrus celidotus (New Zealand spotty) is the source of this 2623-nucleotide messenger RNA. It is a transcript of the gene hrh1, whose product is annotated as histamine receptor H1. Bases 498 to 2129 code for a protein of 543 amino acids. The transcript is spliced from 2 exons. Gene Ontology annotation, cellular component: plasma membrane. Lineage: Eukaryota; Metazoa; Chordata; Actinopteri; Labriformes; Labridae. The record is from RefSeq and is a predicted model, not a curated record. Gene Ontology annotation, biological process: adenylate cyclase-activating adrenergic receptor signaling pathway. Gene Ontology annotation, molecular function: G protein-coupled acetylcholine receptor activity.
GCAGAUGUAAUUGGUUCAUUAUAGGGAUCCCCUUUGCGCGUUACCUUACAGUGAAUCACGCUCUGAAUCCCAGCUGCGAAUCUUAAUGCGCAAUGCUAUCAGGCAUAGAGUCUUUCCAGUAAAUAGGUCAUUUUUUUAUGGCUAUAACGGAGGAGGAGGUGAACUCCAAAGUCUGCUCUGUCCAGAGAGAGAAAGAGAGACAGAGAGAGCACGCUAAGAGAGAGGGAGCGAAAGAGAGAGAGGAAGAGUUUAUCUUUUCAAGUCCAACCUCCGUCAGUCAUUCCUUUUCGGAUUUUGACCCGGUAUACAGGCUGGAAUUAACCGGACUUUCGAGGAAAUAUAUGAACAUUAGUGGUGUGACUUCUUUGUUCACAUAACCAAAGGAGUAAAAAGGACAACUCAGAUCAGAACCUACGUGAUUUGUCUAGCAGUAAGGACCCAUUGGUCAGAAAUUUUCCAGGAUGUGACUGAAUCUAGAGGUGACAAUCUCACCUACCAUGAUGGAAUCUGGUCUGUCACCUCCCACAGACACCCCUCAGCAUAACAACAACAGCUACGCUGAUGGCAGCAACAGCAGCCUGCUGGAUGGCGAUUUGUCAACGAGCAACCACACCAUGAACUUCCAUCAUGGCUUGCAGAACGUCCUAUUGGGGGUCUCUCUGGGGCUUCUUUCCCUCCUCACAGUUGUAAUGAACCUGCUAGUUCUGUAUGCAGUGAAGAGAGAGAAGAGCCUCCACACUGUAGGGAACCUCUACAUUGUUAGCCUGUCUGUGGCAGAUCUCAUAGUGGGAGCCACAGUUAUGCCUCUAAACCUGGUGUACUUGUUGGAAGAUGAAUGGAAGCUGGGGCGGGCUGUCUGCCAGUUUUGGCUUAUAAUGGACUACGUAGCCAGCACUGCCUCCAUUUUCAGCUUGUUCAUCCUGUGUGUGGACAGGUACCGCUCUGUCAGACAGCCACUUAAGUAUCUCAAAUACCGGACACGGGGAAGAGCCAGUGCAAUGAUAUCUGGAGCAUGGCUGCUGUCGAUGACGUGGAUUAUUCCAAUUUUGGGAUGGAGGUCUUUUGCUCAUGUAGAUCUUAAACCAGAGGAGGAGAACAAGUGUGACACAGAUUUCCGCUUUGUCACAUGGUUUAAGGUUGUUACUGCAGUUUUCAACUUCUACGUACCCUCGAUUUUGAUGCUGUGGUUUUAUACUCAUAUCUACUUGGCAGUGAGGCAACAUCUGAGGGACAGGGAAAGAAUCAUUCAUCCAACAGAUUCAUUUGGGGAGAAUGAGAAUGGACAACAUAUUGUUUCGCCAGUGAAAAAUGUCUCAACAUUUCAAGAGCGAGUGCGUAAAAGUCCAAUGAAACUUUCUAAGAAACAACGCUUAUUGGACCAAAACACUCUUGAUCAGGCAUAUUCCCUGGAGGAAACAGACAAAACUAAAACAGCUUCAUCCAGAUCUCAUAGAAAAAUUGGUGUGAAGUGCCAGCAGACGUCAUUGCUUGCCAGGACAUCAAAACGACUCAGAGUGGCGAAAAGGUGCUCCUUGUGUCCUGAGGAGAAGCCGUCAGAUGUUGAGAUUCCCCUGAGUCAACCUCCAAUGCAACAGGAAGUAAACUGUACUGAGGGAAAUAAUGGAAACAGACUUCCAGCAUCUUUGAACGAAUGUCAUGUCACAGUGCCGAACUCGGUGAGCGGUGUCUGUGAUGUUACUCAGGUUUCAGAUGCGCAGAGAUUUACGCCUGCACUCUACAACAACUUUGACCCUAGUCAAACUCUGUCCUGGACUGAGGAAGGGGUUAAAGAUGCCAAACUGGACCCAAAUAAUGCAGUGACCCUAAAACAGACAUGGCAAAGGUUCAUUGUCCAAUCACGUCAGCGUAUCCAAAGCCUGAGGAUCCAUAAAGAGCACAAGGCAGCCAAGCAGUUGGGUUUCAUUAUUGCUGCUUUCUUAUUGUGUUGGAUACCGUACUUCAUUGCUUUCAUGGUCAUGGCGGUCUGCAAAGAGUGCGUGCACCAUGACCUGCACAUGUUCACAAUAUGGCUCGGUUACAUCAACUCCACACUUAACCCGUUUAUAUACCCGCUCUGCAAUGGGAACUUUAAACGAGUCUUCAAAAAUAUUCUCAAGAUUGGUUUUUGAAGGGCUGUGACAGGCAAAGCAAAGAAGUAGAACAAAAUCAUUGGAAUGGAAAUACUUCUUUCACUGUCAAAUAAGGUUAUACGACUGCCACAUCAGUGUCUUAAACUGCCUUGCAAGGUUGAGCCUUUGAAGUUUAGGUGAAACUGUAAAUGUGUUGUGAUCGUCUGUUGUUUACUUUUUAUUUAGACCUUAUUUUUGUAACAUAAUGCACUUUAGUUCAGUCUCAACGCAACGGCUGAUUUUUCAUCUAAUUUUUUUGCACUGGUGCAAUGUUUUAAGGUGUUGUGGGUAUUUAUCACAUUGUUGCCUCAUCAUCAAGUUGUUCUCAACAAAAAUCACAAAUCUUGCCAAAUCUGUUGAGCUGCCACCCAAAAGUGAGCUGAUGGCUUGGGAUCAAAUUUACUAUUUCUUUAUUCCACACUUGGAGCUUUAAAACAUGCAGAUUCAAUUGUUUUUUAACACAAUAAAAAACACCAUCUUAAUUUAUAAAACUC